AAAGAUGUCGUUAAAAUUUGACCAAUUUUGUGGAAAUUCAUUUUGGGAUAAUAACUUGAGUUGGAAUACGAAUAGUCCGGAACUCACAGAAUGUUUCAAUAAAACAAUUCUGGUUUGGAUUCCGUUUAUAUUUUUACUACUAUUCAGUCCAAUACUCAUCCGAGUGCUCAUCAAAAGUAAUCAAACAAUUGCUUGGAAUUAUUAUAAUAAAAUUCGGCAAAUAGUGGCCACUGUUUCGGUGAUUAUAGCAAUUGCUGAAUGUGUGGCUGUUGUAGUCAAACACAAUGACGACAGUCUCGACAACGACACGAUUGCUUCCGCACCCGAUAUUAUUGCAACAAUUGUCCGCUUAAUAUCAGCGUUAGUUUUAUUUGGUAUACUUUGGGCUCAAGUAAAAUGUGGUAUUCAUACAAGUGGUGUCAUUUGGUUUUAUUUGUGUUUAGCUGUUAUAUGUAACGCACCGACACUUCACGGGAAUAUCUAUUGGCAUCGGACACCAGUUCAUGAAUUCAUAUUUUUUUGUAUACAAUAUUUGCUGACAAUUGUUUUAUUUGUCAUUUAUUGUUUUGCUGAUAAAUUACCAAAAAACAAUAAUAAUGAUAACAAAAUUUAUGACAAUAAUGAUGACAUCAGUGAAGACAAGCCUAAGGAAUGUCCUAAAGAUAGCGCUUCCUUUCUGUCUCGACUACUCUUCUCUUGGUUUACAUCACUGGCAAUACAGGGCUGGAAAAGUCCGCUCACAGUUGAAAACUUAUGGCAGAUAAGACACGGAGACAAAAGUUUUACUAUUUAUUCAUUAUUUAACAAUCAUUGGCUAUCAUUGGAAGCAAAACUUAAACAAAAAACAACAUAUAACUCAUCGCAACAGUUGAAAACCAAUUCAGACAAUAAUAGUAUCAAAAAUAAUGACAAUCAAAAUGAUUAUAAGAUUACAUCUAAAACUAAGGAUAGAGACGAAACCAAACAUAAGGACAAAAGUGACGACAAACGGAAAGCAAGUGUCGGUAUUCUGCAGACUAUGUACCGGACGUUUUGGUUUUACUUUAUUGCCGGAGCUUUCUUUAAACUUAUUAAUGAUGUAUUGACUUUCAUUAGUCCACAACUGAUGAGUAUUUUAAUGUCAUAUAUAAAAAACAAAACAGAAGAGACGUGGCACGGAUACCUCUAUGCAAUCCUAUUAUUUAUUAAUACAAUGUUUCAGGUCUUAUCAUUGAACUAUUAUUUCAACCGAAUGAUGGUUAUUGGUAUGAGAAUUAGGACCUGUUUGGUGGCAGCUAUUUAUAGAAAGUCAUUGCGAUUAUCAAAUACUGCUAAAACUGAGUCAACAACUGGAGAAAUAGUAAACCUGAUGGCAGUGGACGCGCAAAGAUUCAUUGAAAUGACUCAAUUCAUUAAUUUGAUUUGGUCCGCACCUCUUCAGAUUGUUUUAGCUGUUUAUUUCUUAUGGCAAGAAUUAGGUAUUUCAGUAUUAGGAGGAUUGGCUGUCAUGGCAUUUAUGGUACCUAUUAAUGGAUAUCUGACAAAAGUUUCAAAGAAACUACAAAUUAAACAAAUGAAACUAAAAGACGAAAGAGUCAAAGCUAUGAAUGAGAUAUUAAGUGGUAUUAAAGUACUUAAACUUUAUGGUUGGGAACAGGCGUUUAUGGACGACAUACUGAAGAUUAGAAACAAAGAACUAAGAAAUUUACGAACAAUUAAUUAUAUCGGCUGUGCUUUAAUGAGUCUUUGGAUGUGCGCCCCUUUCUUCGUGUCUUUUAUAACGUUUGCUAUUUAUGUAUUGAUGAGUCCCGACAAUGAACUGACCGCUCAAAAAGCAUUUGUAUCGCUCGCACUCUUUAAUAUAUUGAGAUUUCCGUUAUCAAUGUUACCAUAUUUGGUCACUAAUAUAAUUUUGACAAGUGUUUCAGUAAAGCGUUUGAAUAAGUUUUUAAACGCACCCGAACUCAGUGGUUACGUUCAGCGGGAGUUUAAUAACAAUAAUGCAGUUGAAGUCAAUAACGGAUCAUUUAGUUGGAAGAAAGCAAUCAAUGAAUCCGAUGACUGCCAGACAAUACUUCACAGACUUAACAUUGAAAUCAAGAAGAAUUCAUUUGUGGCAAUAGUUGGUUCUGUCGGCUCCGGUAAGAGUUCAUUAUUAAGUGCACUGUUGGGUGAUAUGGAAAUACAAGACGGAUCAGUAAACAUCUGUUCCUCACAGAAAAUAGCAUACGUUCCACAACAGGCUUGGAUUCAAAACUCUAGUCUUAAAAAUAAUAUAUUGUUUGGCAAUAGUUUUGAUGAAAAGAGAUAUAAACAAGUGAUUGAUGUCUGUGCUCUCAAGCCUGAUCUGGAUAUCCUUCCGGGAGGGGAUGAGACUGAGAUCGGAGAGAAAGGCAUUAACUUAAGCGGAGGUCAAAAACAACGUGUAAGUGUGGCCCGCGCGUGCUUUACCGACUCAAAUCUGUAUCUAUUAGACGACCCAUUGUCUGCUGUCGAUUCACACGUCGGUAAAUAUAUAUUUGAAGAAGUAUUGGAUUCAAAAACUGGUUUUUUGAAAGACAAGACCAGAAUUUUAGUGACAAAUAGUUUGGCAUUUCUUCCGUCGACAGAUAAGAUAAUAGUAUUAAAAGACGGAGCCGUCAGUGAAACGGGAACUUUCAAUGAACUCAUUAAAUUUAACGGCCAUUUUGCUGAUCUUAUUAAACAAUAUUCAGCUAACAGUUUAAACAAAGAGGAAAAAGAAGUUGAAAAUCAAACAAAGAAAACAAAGUCGGGAACUAUUAAAGAGACUAAUAAUGAAAAGGCAAAGUUAGUUGAAGUGGAAAGGGCUGAAACUGGAAGAGUCAAGUAUUCGGUGUAUUUUCGAUACUUUAAGGCCAUCACAUGGUUUUGGUGUAUUAAUGUUGUGGUCAACUAUGGACUCAUGCAAGCGGCCACUGCCGCACAAAGUGUAUGGCUAUCUGAGUGGUCAACUAAUGAGAAUAACAAUGUUUAUUAUUUAAUUAUUUAUGGAGUGUUGGGAGUCAUACAAAUAUUUUUUGUAUCAUUCGGUUGGUAUGCACUGACCAAAGGGACGAUAAAAGCGGCAAAGUUUUUACAUUUAAAAAUGUUGGAACAGAUAAUGCAUUCACCGAUGAGUUUCUUUGAUACCACACCUUUGGGUCGGAUAUUAAACAGAUUUAGCAAAGAUGUCGAUACAUGUGAUCUAAUUUUGGCGCAAACUAUUAGAGUUUGCUUAACAUGUGGAUUUGCUACAAUUGCAACAAUUGUUGUUAUAUCUAUUGAAAUUCCUAUAUUUUUGGCAAUAAUAUUACCAAUAGCAAUUAUUUUCUACAUUGUCCAGAAAUUUUAUAUAACAACUUCUCGUCAAUUAAAACGUUUGGAGUCAAUCACAAAAUCUCCAAUUUAUGCUCAUUUCAGUGAAACAUUGACCGGUGUUUCCACUAUAAGAGCUUAUGGUGUCAAUAAACAAUUCAUUAAAGAAUCUGAUAAUAGACUUGAUUUGAAUAACCGAUGCUUUUAUCCCAAUGUUGCGGCCAAUCGAUGGCUAUCAAUACGUUUAGAAAUGGUGGCCAAUAUUAUUAUAUUCUUCUCAGCGCUAUUUGCAGUCAUUUAUAGGGAAAAGUUGGGCGCGAGUGAGGUCGGGCUCAUUGUCUCGUAUGCAUUAAAUACAACACAAAACUUAAAUUGGUUGGUCCGCUGUUUCUCCGAUUUGGAAACUAAUAUUGUUGGUGUGGAGCGCAUCUUAGAGUAUACUGACUUAAAGACUGAGGCCGAGUGGUAUAUAGAAGACACAGCGCCUCAAAGUGGUUGGCCUAUUGAUGGCAAUAUUGAUUUCGAUAACUAUUCCACCAAAUAUAGGGAAGGACUUGAUUUAGUUAUCAAACAAAUCAGUAUUAAAAUCAAUUCUGGAGAAAGGAUAGGAAUAGUUGGUCGAACAGGUGCUGGAAAGUCAUCUUUAACUUUAGCUCUCUUUCGACUAAUUGAAGCCACAGAAGGCAACAUAACAAUUGAUGGCAUCAACAUCAGUGACAUUGGUUUACAUCAAUUGCGAUCACGACUGACAAUUAUACCACAAGAUCCAGUACUCUUCAGUGGAACUAUUCGUCAAAAUUUAGAUCCUUUUAAUACAUAUACCGAUGAAGACAUUUGGAAAGCAUUAGAGUUAUCGCAUCUCAAAACAUUUGUUUCAACACUUGAAUCCACUUUAGAGUACAAAGUAUCUGAAGGCGGAGAAAACUUGAGUGUCGGUCAAAGACAACUCAUAUGUUUGGCACGAGCUUUGCUAAGACAUACCAAAGUACUCAUCUUAGAUGAAGCCACCGCUGCUGUCGAUCUCGAAACUGAUUCAUUGAUUCAACAAACUAUAAGAAAAGCUUUCGCCGACUGUACUGUACUGACAAUAGCUCAUCGAUUGCAUACAAUAUUAGACUCGACUCGAGUUCUUGUAUUGAAUGAGGGACGAAUCGCUGAAUUUGAUUCACCCGACAACCUGUUGGCCGACGAAAACUCAGUAUUUUAUUCACUGGCAAAGGACGCCGGAAUCAAAACAUGAUUUUAAAUUAAAAUUUUUAAUUUAAAUUAAAACAUAAU
Oppia nitens is the source of this 4572-nucleotide messenger RNA. Its product is annotated as multidrug resistance-associated protein 1-like. The record is from RefSeq and is a predicted model, not a curated record. The transcript has 16 exons. Gene Ontology annotation, molecular function: ATP binding; ABC-type transporter activity; ATP hydrolysis activity. The coding region runs from base 5 to 4534 and encodes 1509 amino acids. Gene Ontology annotation, cellular component: membrane. Lineage: Eukaryota; Metazoa; Arthropoda; Arachnida; Sarcoptiformes; Oppiidae. Gene Ontology annotation, biological process: transmembrane transport.